GGUUAAUCCCUCAUUCUGCUCUUGGUACAUAGAUGCUCUUCGCACCAAAGUAAGUGCUGUGACUAUGAUGCGUGGAACAGACCAAAUUACCUCAAAUGGCUUGGAUGCCGAUAUGCAUCGGGACAUCGCUUGUACAGAGAAACUUCUGAAGAUUGGAGAACGUUUCUACCAUGCAACAGAUUCGGAUUCACGUCGUCGACUCCUGCCGCAAAUUCUGGAUACUAUCUAUGAAUUGGUAGAUCUCAAAUACGACAAAAUGAUACGAGCAGACGCUUUGUUGACUUCCUCUACAUUUGAUGAUCAUAGACAGCAGUUAAUGUUUGUUUUUACCUGUCUGGACCACUGCCAUCAAUUCGAAGAACUCUCCGAUGAUUUUUUGGAAUGGAUCAUGUCUCGCUUCAUCCGAUCUCGUAUGAGUAUUGUUGUCAACGCGAAAUUCGGUGGUUUCUUGCAGGAAAAAAUUCUGCAUCUUGCCAGUCUAAUCAAUGACAAACAGUCAUUUUUGACGCAUAUCGUCAUGCAAUUGGCCAGGCUCGUUAACGGUGGCAACGAUUUUUCUCUCAGCAAAGCUACUGGUAAAUAUGAUACACACACCGAUCUCGUCAAUGUGUUGGACUGUCGAGGCACCGUCUACAGUUCUCUUCUAGAUGUAAUUAGACAUGUUAACUUCAAGUACGAAUCGCUAUCAUGCAGAACCCUGCAAAUUCUAUGGUUAUCACUUGUGAAAAUAUGCGCGGAGGGACAUCCUCGACUGAAAACUACAUGUGUUCUUCUUUUCCAAAGACUUUUAUCACUGGACCUGGGCAACGAAAUUGUCUGUCGACUGGUAUUUGAUGUUAUUAUGGCUACCGAAGAGUUUAUUGUCAGAGAGAUCAAUUCGACAGAUGGCUUAGAGACUUUGAUCCAAGCUCAUGAAAGUUGCUUGAAGGUGCUUAUGGAGCUGCUUCGUGACAUGGAGCACAAGAAAUCAUUCGACAACAUAGCAGUUUCUGUAAUUCUUUCUUGGGGCAUACGAGCUGCGGAGUUAGCCUCACGAUUUGAUGUUAUACCAUUUCGCUUCGAGCUGAUCACAACAUCUGUCUCGCGUUUGCUAAGCCGUUUACAAGGCGAUCUACCGAAGGAACAUUUAGAUUUGAUGAAUAGGCUGGCAGAUCUCGUCCAGGUAUUAGUGGAACACCUUUUGAGUGUCGACGUGACACAUAACGGAAGUGUGGUAGAUCAUCUUCAACCAUAUUUCUCUUUCUUGCUCAACUCCGACUAUCUUUCGUCACAAAAUGAACGAAGUCAGUGGAUAAUAACGUACUGUGAGUCGCAGUGGCAAACGCUAAUGAGCAACGGGAAGCACGGUGAUGCGAUGAAAAUCAGGAGGAUCGCAACGGCCUCUUUGGCACUUUGUAAAGGAGAAAAGGCUUCAUCUGUGUUCAAAAGCAUCUUACCCUCUGAACAACAACUUAUUCAGGUCAUUGAAGCAGCAUCUAAAUUAGGACCAACUGCUGCUUCCGUACUGCUCAAUGUCUUUGAACUUGUUGGUGAUCUCGUGUCACAUCAAACGGCAUUCCCCACAUCGAGCUUAGUGGCUUUUCUCUCGCUUCCUUGGUUAAUGGACCCAGAGUUACAACUGCAAUCCAAACGCCACAUGGCUUCCGUACCUCUGUUGAAGGAAAUGAAUCGCCUUGCAAGACUGAAUUUACCGAUUGCAGAUGAAAAGAUCCUAGAAUACACUCUCUCAGCAAUGUCAAUGAUGCAAGGGUUUUGUGACUGGCGCAGAACGAUUUUAUUAUCCGCCAUGUCUUUGCCUCGUCCUAUUCUCGUGCAGGCAGCUCUUUCUCAUCUCGCAAUGUUUGUCUCCUCUCUGGAUACGCCAUCUCUACACCGUCUUCUGACCCCAGCGGUACAGCUCGCUUCAAAUCCGAGUUUUAGGCACUUGGAUAUAGACAUGGCAUGCGUGUUGAACGCCUUAUCCCACUCCCUUUGUGCCAGUCAUUCCGAGAGUCAAGUUCGGGAAAAUGCUGUGGAAUGUUCCGCGUGUGAAAGAAUGAUGGCAGGCAUGGAACUUCCGGAGCAAGACAAAGUUCAACAACUUUCGGGAUUACCUGAUUUACUGUUGAAAGUCUUGACAGACGUAAAGUACAACAAAGAAAAACAUAUUAGAUUGGAUGCGGCUGCAUUGCUGUUCACGACAUUCUGUCAUGUCCUGUACUCUCCAGAUGUGUAUAUGAAGCUAGCGAAAGCUAGUUUGUAUCUAAUAAAUGAUGAAGAUGAGGAUGUACGCAGUGUGUAUAAAUCUGCUUUCAAAGUCAUAGUGUCUAGCGCGUGGUCGUCUGAGCUGAGUGAUGACAUAUUUGUCGAGCAGUUUUGCAAAGCAUAUCCACUAGACUGUGACCAGACAAUGGCGGAAGCUUCCAACACAUUCGUAAUCCUAGCAGCCAAGUACUCCAAAUGCUUUCGGCUUGCAAGCAACUCUUUGCACCAGCUGUUUGUUCGAGCGUUACGUUAUCCUGGCUCAAUUAGCAUAUUCGAUGACUGCAAACUUACGAUACAGCAAUUAGCUGCGCAAGAGUUCAAGGAGGGUCGGGAUGUACGACGAUUUUUUGCGCGAAGGAAGAGGGUUUUCUGCCAGAACCUUGUCGAUGAAGUUUUCGUUGCUGUGUCACGUGGGGACCAUACUGAAGAAGUUUUGGACGAAGAGUUAGACGAUUUUCUUGUGUCUGCGCACGAGCUGUUUGGAUUUGAUAAUCUCUGCAGUUUUGUGCGAUCUGCAGUCUAUAUCGUGCCAUUCGUAUUGCUCAGCGAUGCAAAAUAUAAACGAGUCUCUGUACAAUUUCUGGACAGGAUUAGAGCACACCUCGCCAAACACAGGCAGGAUUUGGUAGCAGAAUACUUCCCUUCUGUUCUUGAAAGACCUUUGAACUCUGCGCAGAAGAAGUCGCUGAAGUCUUUUAUCAAAGAAUAUUGUAAUCUCGAUUUGAGAUACUUUUUUUAUACGAAGCGAUUUCUCUGCACAGUCUAUGCCUUGAGAAGCAUAUCUCUCGACACUCCCGGUUAUCUUGAAAUCCUACAGACCAUACGCGGUACACAGAGGGAUAUCAAAGAGCCGUUCAGCCUAACAUCAGUCAUGAAGUUCAACUGUGAAUAUCUCGGCUUUCUUCUAUCUUUUCGUCGAAGUUUGCUUGAUGACGAUCAUUAUGAACAGCGAGAUGUGCUGUUGUCGAGUCUGGCUACCAUAAUUCGAUUGGUAGACCAGAAGUUCCUCGAGGAGAUCUCCCACAAAAUAAUGGUUGUUUUACGUGCAGCUACAUUUGUGGGUGAGGGAUCCGUUGCAGUAUGGUCCGAGUUCGUGCAAAGACUUAGUGACGGGAUGCUUGCGAAUCUGCUGCCAAAAAUCCUAAUUGCCAUCCAACCCCUUUUGAAAUUUCCUGCCACCAAUAACUUGUUGGACAGUAUCUUCGACAGGAGGAAGCCGCUCGAGAUUGAACAGAGCGAAGCAUUCGAAAGAACGGCGUUGGUCUUGCUAAAUUCUGAAGCUGGGGACUCGUCACGCAUCAAUUUUCACCUGAAAAGAACUUGCUCAAACGACACUACAGAGCACAUAAUUUCUAGCUGUGUGCGUAUGCUCCUUGAGGAAUGUGAUACGGUCGGCAGAGUGGUUCUACAUAAAUUAUUGACAGUCUUGGAUGGAAAUCCGCUUCCGGAUAGCUUGUCAGCUGAACUUAUACCUGCUUUGCUUCACACCAUGCGCAGUUGCAGUGACAGCGCACUUCGUGUGCUCUCCGCUCAGUGUCUUGGGAAAAUUGGAGCUGUUGAUCCGGGCAGAAUUGGUUCGUCUGGAUUAGGGCUGGCGAACAAUCAGAAGAAAAUUGCUUUUGUGGAUGACGCCAAGGAGUUUUACAUUGACAUAUUGGAGCGAGCAUGGCGUGUUUACUCAAAUAUCCUGGACGCAGAUGUCCUAGACCAGGUUGAGUAUGCUUUACAGUCGCUUCUGUCCGAACUCGUGGGAAAAACCGAUGAAUUCGGCAUAAUGGAACGCUUGAGCGAAGAAUGCCGGAGAGAUAUCGAGCCGUUCAGGAGUAGCAGUCUAGUCCAGACUCAUGAUAGGAAGGGCCCUAUAAAAGAGAGGCCUAUAGUCGAUCACAGCUCGGGUUACGAAGAGUGGCUCCUGCAAUGCUUCAUUAUCGGUGUCCCAAAGGUUCGUCAACAUCCCGAAAAAGAGCUUUUCAAAGCCUUGAAAUGGAUUGUAUUUGCGAAGGACGCUGUAUUCACUAGGCAUGUGCUUCCACAACUGAUUGUUCGGCUAAUUCUCGAAAACAACGAACUCAUGAUCAAAGAGUACCGUAAUGAGAUGACCAGCGUCCUGGAAAGAGUUGUCACUAACGCUGCUGGUUGGAUGAGACUAGCGGCUCAUGUUGUCUUUUCUGUCCUAGAUACUCUCGAGCAGUAUGCCAUAAGGAGAAUGGCGAAGAAAAGGCCUAAUGACAAGGAGUUAGAGAGAACACAAACGUUCCUAUCUUACGUAUUCUCGCAGAAGACAUCUAAUGGAUCACUGUUGGUGGUAGAAGCAGCCGAGAGGUGCCAGUGUCUGCACAGAGCACUCCGCUGGUGUGAGCAGCAUGAGAUAAAGCAGGACGAAUUGGGAGGCAACAUUUUCGACCGCAACCAUUUCUACACGUUGCAGCGUAUCUACACUCAGCUCCAGAAUGUUGAUGGAGUUCUUGGAGCAUUCGAGUGCAUCUCUGCGUGCACGUCACCUACAGCAGAUGAAAGAAUCUUGGCUCUCGAAGCGAAUGGAGACUAUAACGAGGCGCUGCCGUUAUAUUCACAAUCGGCCAAUAAUAAAGAGCUGCAAUUGAUCAAAUGCCUCCUGCGAUUGAAUCAACCUCAACUAGCUUUGAAUACUGCCAUUUCGUUGUACGAAAGUGAGGAGGAGAAGUCUCCACAGAUAGUUGGUGCACUAACUUCUAGUCAGUUGGAGGCCACUUGGCAUCUGAGAGAUUGGGGCAAUCUGGAAAAGAUGAUACAGAAAUGUGACCCACUGCUUGAUCGAAAUGAUUGCUCCUGGGGUGCAUCUUGUGCAUCCAUACUUUGUGCUGUGAAACGAAGAGAAUCUGCGAAGCUGACUGAGCGAAUAUUGGCAGCUCGUGAGCGUUUAGUGGAGCGAAUCACGGCCAAAACCAUCGAAGACUCGAAUACUUAUGCUCAAGCCUACAAGUAUAUCGCUAAUUUACACAUUUUGGAUGAGAUUGACGAGAGCACAAAUACUCUAUCGCUCCUUUCGAGCAACAGAUCUGUCGAUUUGGACGCCGUGUUGGCUAAAUGGCAGAACAGAUCCGAAUGUGUCACGCAGUGCUCCAACAUUUUGGAACCGAUUCUCUUGGUGCGACGCGAAUUAUUACGAGCUUCUGCUGAUGCUGGAGCGGUCGAACGUCGUGAUGUUGACAACGCUCUUACACAACUACUUGUACAGAGCUGUCGUCUUGCUCGCCAAUCAGGCCACGUCCAGAUUGCAUGGACCUUUUUGGUAGAGGCAAAAGCGCUUGGUGUGAACCUGAAGGAUGUUGGAAUGGAAGAAGCACGCUUUGAAUUCCAAAAGGGCAACCAAUCUCAAGCAAUAGGGCUUCUAUCAAAAUUGUUGACUACGAAAUUUGCAGACAUGAACAAGCUAUUUACAAGUUUUGUUCAAUGGCAUGAAACUGGAGCUAAAAGUAGCGCGGGGUCUCCGGAUGUUUUGGUGAAAAAGACUAGUAGAGAAUCGAGGGCUGCAUUUGCUGAGGUGCAACUUUUGCGAGCUGAGUACAUGCUAAAGUCUGGUGCUGUGGCGGCGAAUGAUCUCUAUCAGAUUUAUUUGUCUCUGCAGAAGUUUGAUGUGCCAUCGGAAGAUUUGCAUUACCGUGUGGCAGUCUUCUGUGAUGGCAUGUAUAGCUUGGAUACGGAGAAGGUGAGAAGCGACUUAGUGGCAAAUAUUUUGAAGUCUUACGCAAAUGCUCUUCGAUUUGGUCGUAAUCAUCUGUUCCACGCGAUGCCAAGAAUGCUGACAAUCUGGUUGGAUGUUAGCCAGAAGAAGACAGGAACGAUGCAAACGCGAGGAUCUGAUGCUCGUUCUAUUGAAAUGAAUCAUCGCGACAACAACGAUAUUGCUCAAAUGAACACAGAAAUCUCGCGUGCUUUCCGACAACUGGACUCGUACACAUUCUACACUGCUUUUCCACAACUUAUUUCUCGCAUCGUACAUCCGAAUUCCUCUGUUUUCACUACGUUGAAGGCAAUCCUAGCUGACCUCAUCUGUAAGUAUCCUCAUCAAUGUUUAUGGCAAUCAAUCGCCGUGUAUCGUACCGUUCCUUGGCAAAAGAAUAUCCGACAAGAGAGAUGUGCCCAAGUCUUUGCGGUAGUGAAAAACAAGCGUCACAAUAUGGAUGUGUUGAUUGAUCAGUACGACUACGUUGCGUCAAUACUCAUUGAAUUGGCGGAAAAGAAGAUCAAAGCCUGUGGAUCUUUCUCUGAUUUGCCGAAAGUGGCUCCUCGUUUGCAUAACUUUUUCGAAAGGGGAGAACUUUGCAAUGAUCUGCUCAUGGGAGCAAAGGAAAGAGGACUAUCUGGAAUGCGUACCGUAACGCCUACGGUCAUGAUUCCGCUCACAGAAAUGUUGGAACAUGCAUUACCAAAGGACUUUUCCGAUAAGGUUUGCCAGUUUUCACAAUUUGUGAUGGACGCAUCCACACCCGCUGAAUCGCCCACGGAACUGCCUGAAGUGUUCAUCUGCAGUGUAGACCCGGAAUAUUUGGUACUGAAAUCUAUGCUGAGACCUAAGCGCAUCGCACUUCGAGGUGGUGAUGGUCGCCGAUAUCUUAUUAUGUGCAAACCAAAUGAUGAACUGCGUAAAGAUGCUCGUUUCAUGGAUGUUAACAGAAUGAUGAACAGCUUGAUGAGGCAAAAUGCAGACGCCCGCAGACGACAAUUGUUUGUUCGCACUUUCAGCGUUAUUCCACUACAGGAAGCUGGAGGAAUAGUAGAGUGGGUUCCUAAUUUGACCCCCUAUCGCGGAGUACUUCAGCCGCUAUUUGAGGAAAAAGGAGACCCGCUACCCGAUGCUCAAUGGUUUGCAAAUUGGAAUGCAAGUAGUAGUUUGGAAGAUCGCCUCGAAAAAAUGAGAACAUUUUUCUAUCGUCGUUACCCGCUAGUCAUGGCUGAAUGGUUUCGACGGCAAUUCUUGGAUCCAUCAGUAUGGUAUGCAGCUCGUCUGGCUUAUUCUCGUUCGUGUGCAGUAAUGUCAAUGAUUGGAUUUGUGCUUGGACUAGGAGAUCGACAUGGAGAAAACAUUUUGAUCGAUGUCACCGAGGGAUGCGUUGUUCAUGUCGAUUUCAAUUUGAUUUUCCACAAGGGAGAGUAUCUACCGGUUCGAGAGGUCGUACCUUUUCGGCUGACUCGAAAUAUGGUGAAUGGUUUCGGACCCACAGGAGUUGAAGGCUCUUUUCGAAGGUCGUGUGAAUCAACCUUGAGAGUGAUGAGAGAAAAUAAAGACACCCUAUUGACUGUUAUUCAAACAUUCGUUCACGAUCCUUUGCUGGAAUGGAUCAACACGGAGGCCAGAGCACAGCAGAACAGAGGGCGUGGACAGCAGAAAGUAAACGCUCCAUCGACAGAAAGUGUGCAGCUGAUUCUGAAACGACUUGAAGGUCACAUCGUCUCACCGGAGGUAUAUAAGCACAAGUUCUCGUGCGCACCAAUGAGCCUCGAAGGGCAAGUGGCGAAGCUGAUUGAUAUAGCCAGUGAUGAGAAAAAUCUGGCACAGAUGUAUAUCGGUUGGGGACCUUUCAUAUGAAUGAACUCCAUACUAUUUUCUUUCGAUGUACGGUUAUCCUCACCUCAAAAUUCUUGCUAUACCGGUGAUCUCUACUUGUACAU
This is a messenger RNA of Cylicocyclus nassatus, 7896 nucleotides long. The record is from the annotation of a GenBank genome assembly. NCBI's taxonomy places the organism in Eukaryota, Metazoa, Nematoda, Chromadorea, Rhabditida, Strongylidae.